Candidozyma auris is the source of this 3441-nucleotide messenger RNA. It is a transcript of the gene YCG1, whose product is annotated as condensin subunit YCG1. The transcript has a single exon. Bases 1 to 3441 code for a protein of 1146 amino acids. NCBI's taxonomy places the organism in Eukaryota, Fungi, Ascomycota, Pichiomycetes, Serinales, Metschnikowiaceae. The record is from RefSeq and is a predicted model, not a curated record. Gene Ontology annotation, biological process: mitotic chromosome condensation. Gene Ontology annotation, cellular component: condensed chromosome; condensin complex.
AUGAUGGAUCACGCACGGCCCACGCUUAAAAGCGCCAUGCUGAUGACCACGCUCACAGAGGUCGAGAUGGCCACGUCGCAUAUUUUUCAAGACGCCCAGAUGACGCUUCUGGGCCAUAGAAAGCUAGCGGUGGUGCUUCGAAACGUCCAGACAAGGGCCAUUGAGCUCGAUUACGAGGAGAGUUUUAACUUCCAUUUCACAAAGCUUGUGCUGAAGGUAUUGAAAGUGCGUAAGGGUGUCCCUGCAGCCGACAGAAUAGCCAAAUUCGUUACGGUGUUUGUGAAGAAGAUGAUAGAGGAUGAGGCCGCAAAACCGUCUCGUCCGGCCGAGGAUGAAGACGGCGUGCCCACGGUCUUUGUGGAGUUCUUGCUACGCCACCUCCUUCGUGGCACGGAGCUGAAGUUCAAGGACGUGAGAUACAGAAUCACCCAGUUUUUGGCGUACUUGGUCCAUACUGUUCCUGAGAUCGAUGAGGAUCUCUACAAGGCGCUUGAGUACACUUUACGUAGAGGCUUGCGCGACAAAGAGCACAUAGUACGACUUCAGGCUGUGGUUGCUAUGUCUGUUUUCCAAUUGCAAGGAGGUAAUGACCAGAAGCCCAAUCAUGCUGUCAAGGCCAUUGUCAGCGCCAUGAACCACGACGAGUCUCCCGAAGUGCGCCGGGCUGCCAUGCUCACAGUGACGAAGAAUAAAUAUACUAUCCCAGAAGUGCUACGCCGUGCUAGAGAUACAAAUGCCAUUAACAGAAGAUUGGUCUACGGGAGAGUGUUCAUGGAAAUCGGCAGUCUCAAAGACGUCGACGUGGAGUUGCGUCAGAGUCUUCUUAAGUGGGGCCUACACGAUCGUGAGUCAUCUGUCAAAGAGGCGGCAACGAAUAUGUUCACGAAAUCAUGGCUCUCGAUGGCUGACGAUAAGAUCUUGGCACUUUUAGAGCGCCUCAAUGUCGUUGACAGUGAUGCUGCUGAAAGCGCAAUGACGGCCUAUUUUGAUAAGCAUCUGGAGUCCCUAGAUAAAGUCGAAUUCACUGAACAGCAGUGGAGAGAACUUGAUUCUGAAAGAGCGUUCUACAUCAGAACGUUUCUCGACUACUGCCACACCCAUAAUCUCUAUAACAAGCUCGAUAGAAGUCUACCGGAAAUGACGGUGCUAGCGUCUUAUUUGAGUGACUACUUGAGACUCCGAAUGAAAAUCAUUGAUGGAGACCAAGAACUCCUCGAUGAGUACACUACAUUCACGAAAAAAAUGGCUAGAUUUGACCAACACAUUCUCGAGAAAGAGGCUGACCAAGCUGAUUUGAUGCGCAGAAUAUCUAAAAAUGAAAAAGCUGUUACUCUGGGACAAAGUCAUCUUGAGGCCUUGACAGAAUUAAUUAAACGUACCAAGCACGAUUUGACACAUUUCGCUACCAAAAAGGCUGAGCUACAAAAAGCAGGCGCAGAAACCGCUGGCCUUAAUGAAAAAAUUCUGAUUUCGAAGGCGCGAGUCAAGGAGUCAGAGAAGGAGCUCGAAGAGCUACAGCAGCGUCUUGUAAAAAUUAGGGAUCUUUUACUGAAGGAUGAGGAUACCUUGAAUAAAAAUUUGAAGGCUUUACAACAUCUUGAAGAAGAGAAGGAGUCGUACUAUGAGUCAGCGAGUGAUAUUCCUAGGAAGUAUAAAAGUUUUGGCGAACGAAUGAAGCAUCUCGAAUUUAUUAUCGAGCAGCUACUUCUUGUCAUCAAGCGAAGCGACUUCGCUGACAUUGCUGGCACUAGGAAAUUGCAACCAUUGAUCUCGCAAGCUAUUACGAUUCAUAAAUUACCAGAUAAGCUCAUCAUCUUAUGUGUGCAAAUAUUACGUCAGCUUUCCAACGACGAGAAUUAUUUCUCAAAUUUGUGCAUCGAAAUCAUCACCGAUAUUCGUGACUCCGGCAUGGACGAAAAUGAUCAAACAUUUGUGUCGGCAGCAUCUCUCUUUGGAGAAAAUGAGGAUGACGAAGAAGACGACGCUGACCUGCAAUCUAAUGAAGAGGCUAACAAAAGAAGGAAGAUUGCGCCCUCGCUUCCUUCAGAGGACUUGCUAAUUCAGUGUCUUAUGGUGCUUCAGCACUACUUAGAGCUUUUGGAAGACUCUGUCUCGAGCACGCACCAGUUUGAUUCCCUUAUUGAGACAUUGAUACGUCCAGCUAUGUGUAGCACAAACUGGGAGGUCAAAAGAUUAGGCGUGAGAUGCUUAGGGUUAGUUUCGUUGCUUGAUAACUAUCUUACAUUAAAAAAUUUGAGAAUUUUUGGACAAUAUGCGUCAAAAAGUGCCGACGAGAAGUUGAGAAUCCUAGCAAUCCAAGUGGUUUUUGACCUUCUCUCGACCCAUGGUGUUGGUAUUCUCGGUGGGGAUUCGGAGUUUGCAGUCGAUGCACUCUCUCUUGCAAGGCUCUUCCACACGAUGUUGAGAGAAUUUGAUCAUCCUAAAGUGCAAGCCGUCGUCGCUGAGGGUUUGUGUAAGCUAUUCCUCGCAGAUCUAAUGCCAGACUUUGGCAAGGAUGACGUGGUCGAAGAUGAAAACGAAGAAAUGGACUACGAGGGAUCGCUCUUAAGGGCACUUCUCAUUGCAUACUUCCAUCCACUUAAUGCUCAAAACCAGGAACUUAAGCAGAUAUUAGCAUUUUGCAUCCCAGUGUACUCAUUUAGUCAUCCAAAGCAUCAAUCGAAGGUCAGCAGCGUUAGCGGAGACUGUUUCUACGAGUUGUUUAAUACCAACAGUAAAUUUCAAUCGUUUGAUAGAUUAAUGCUGCCAAGCACAGUGCUUCAGCAAUUCAUUUACUGGAGUGAUCCCAGAGAAAUUGUCAACAUUGGAGAGGAAGACUACAAAAAAAAUGCAGCGCACCUCUGGCAGGUGAUGAAAUUCUUGGAAAUAAUAGAGCAGGACUCACCCAAGAAUAUCAAAAAGCUCAUCAUCUCCAACCUACCUAAGUUGUGUCUUCACAAAGAGAUUGGAGCUCCCCUUCUUCGGGGGUUGAAACAGGCGAUAAACGAUACCCUGGAGAAAAUUAGCGCUAGCCAGGAUAACUCUGACUUUGUUCUUGAUGCCCCUACAGAGAGAUUGUUUGAAAAGUUUCGGACUACUGUGAAUGAUCUUGUUGAAGCAGCAGAAGCAGACGAAGCAGAGGCGAGAGCCAGGACCCCUAAUAGGUCUCGCACGCCGUCUGUGCCUCGAGAAAUUCCGCCUUUAACCGGUGGAAAUUCCGAUCCUAUCAAUAGGGUUCUGUUCGCAGGAGCAACGCCAACGCCUGUUUCCAAAGGUAAUCCCGAUAAACGAGAUUUGGAGGCAGAGACACAGGAAUCUGCAAGGGACGACAAGGAAGAUGUGGAGAAGAGAAAGAUGCAAGAAAAAGAGCUUGCAGAGAUUGAUCAGCUACUUGAGGAAGAAGAGGCGGUCGACUACGAUAUCGGAAAGGAGACAAGAUGA